CGAGCGGUGACCCUUUUGAUACUCCACUCCUUGAUCUUCGCGAUCGACGCUCGUCACCCGCUUUCAAGAAGGGCCAUUCGACCCGCUACGUGGCGGUAUUGAUCGCUAUGCCAUCUUCGACCCCACGACCUGCCGCACUCUCCGGUGUCCGCGACUACACAAUGCAGCAAAACGGAUGUUACUUGUUCAAAGUAUGCGAACGAACGGGCACGCACCAUCAUAACCUCAAUUGUCGCUCUCUGCACCUCCCAUUCAUAAGCGAUCAACUGUGAUGGCGGCAUGCCAACAGGGCUCUGCUUCUACGUCGGCCCACCACCUCGUCGACGACAGCCGGCAGCGAUGCCACGCAUCACGUAGCGGCACAAUCCCCAUAUAAGGCGUCCGCAACUACUCGCCCACAGCACCUGAAGAAGCAGCUUUAAACCGCGUGUAAAGAUCCUGUUGAGCACAUCCCACUAUGCGUCUCCUCUCUAUAGCAAGCGCAGCGCUUGUUUUGCAUAGUAUCUCUGCCCAGCAGAUCCUUGAUGUCUGGACGACAACGCAAGAUAAGGGCUCCCUGCUGAAGGGAACACAGCCCUCAACUUCGAUAAACUUUGGCACACCUGGGACAGCUGGCAACGCCGACAUCUCAGUCGACGACUCGAAAGUUUACCAAACCAUCUACGGUUUUGGCGCGACACUGACUGACUCAUCCGCCAAGCUGUUUGAUGGACUGAAGAGCAACAACUCGGAUGAGUACUGGAAGCUUAUGGACUACAUGUUCAAUGUCACCGACGGCGCCAACUCUGGCGCACUGUCCUACAUUCGCGUCUCUAUCGGCGCUUCCGACUUCUCAGAUACCGAGUACAGCUGGGACGACACGAACAAUGAUACCACACUGGCCAAGUUCAGCGCCGAUGCUGCACCGUCAUACUUGUUCUCCACUCUGACAGACAUCUUGUCGAUCAAUAGCAACAUCAUGAUCCACGCUCUCCCCUGGUCUGCCCCUGGAUGGAUGAAGGACCCAGUGGGAAUGAACGGUGGAACAUUGGCAAGCGGGAAUGAAGAUCUCCUCGCAAAUUACCUACUCAAGGCCCUUCAGGCCUUCAAGAGCAAGGAUAUCCCGAUCUUCUCCAUCGCUAUCCAGGCGGGUCCUCUUCAGAUUAACGAGCCCGAAAACGCAGACGGAUCCCUCCCUAGCACCGACAUGCCCUACGACACCGAAGCCACAGUCGGAAAGAGCCUGCGCGGGCUCAUGAACGACAACGGAUUCACUGACGUCAAGCUCAUCGGCUUCGAACACAACUGGAACCACGCGGACGCCUACCCCGUGCAGCUGAUGGAUGCGGCUGCAGACUCCUUCGACGGCGUUUCCUUCCACUGCUACGGCGAUGGCUCGGUGUACCAAGACCAGGCGAACUUCACCUCGAAAUACCCAGACAAGGAAGUCUUCUUCACCGAAUGCAGCGGCACAAUCGGCUCAGACUGGUGGUCCGAUAUCAAAUCAAACACAGACAAAAUCACCAUCGGCAGCCUCGAAUACGGCUCCUCGUCCGCGAUGAUCUGGAACCUGGCCCUGGACAGCAGCGGCGGCCCCAAGCUCCCCGGCGCCGACAGCUGCAACGGAGGCUGCAGAGGCGUCGUCACCAUCAACAGCGACGGCACAUGGACCGCCAACCAAGAAUUCUACGCACUGGGUCAAGCCGCCAAAGCCAUUGUCCCCAAGGACCCUAACGGCCCCUACGGAAAGCGCAUCGGCGUCUCCGUCUCCGGCGGCCAAGAUUGGGCUCUGCGAGUCGGCGCUUACAAGACCGAGCGCGUCUCCUCGUCCGACCCUGCGCGCUACUCCCUCGUCGUCCUCAACUGGAACGACGGCUCGUCCGACGGGACUGUCAACUCCACCAUCGAGUUCAACGGGAAGCAGGCUGCGUACUCUUUCCCUGUCGGCGUCACCACUCUUUCGUGGUAUGCUUGAAGCAUCCACCACCGUCUACACACAUCAGAGAGAGCCAUAUAUUUAUUCGCUAUCAUUAUUACGCUCGGCCCACUGUAACUCAAAGAGUUUUAGACAGUAGACGAUGGGCUAAGCCGAUCGCUCUCUAUCGCAUGCGCCAAGCAUAUGCACG
Coniophora puteana RWD-64-598 SS2 is the source of this 2105-nucleotide messenger RNA. RefSeq names its product glycoside hydrolase family 30 protein. Lineage: Eukaryota; Fungi; Basidiomycota; Agaricomycetes; Boletales; Coniophoraceae. The transcript is spliced from 15 exons. Gene Ontology annotation, biological process: glucosylceramide catabolic process. Bases 458 to 1954 code for a protein of 498 amino acids. The record is from RefSeq and is a predicted model, not a curated record. Gene Ontology annotation, molecular function: glucosylceramidase activity.